AUGCUAUUUGCCCAGACCGGUGUAUUGGAGCUGGUAGAUGGCUCUUGCAAGCUUCAAUGCGGUGAAACGACGGUUAUGUGCUCAGUCACAGGCCCCAUAGAGCCUAAAGCUAGACAAGAGCUGCCGGCACAGCUGGCUCUCGAAAUCGUGGUACGGCCGUGCCGAGGUGUUCCCAGCACGCGUGAGAAGCUACUAGAAGAUCAGGUUCGCGGUGUCGUGACUCCUGUGCUUGCUCGGUAUCUUUAUCCCCGACAGUUGGCUCAGCUGUGCUUCCAGAUUUUGGAGAGUGGUGAACCUGAAGAGCUAUAUAGCAGCAAAGAACUAAGCGCGUGCAUUAACGCAGCAUUUCUGGCACUAGUCGACGCAGGAAUCGGUAUUCAAGCUUCCUUCGCUAGUGUAUGUCUUUCGAUUCUUGAAGAUGGCCAGAGACUUUUGGUAAAUCCGUCUCAAGCCGAGCUGAUAGAGUCGCGUUCCACACAUGUGCUUGCACUACAACUGGCAGCAGGCGCCAAAAAGGUCGAAAAUCUGCUUCUGCUGGAAAGUUACGGGGAUUUUGACGAACAAACUUUACUUCAAGUACUACAAACAGGCGAAGAAGCAUGUGUUAAGACCGCGCUGGAAUUACGAAAGGUGAUAGAACAAAAACUCCAAAAAGACUUUGUCUGGCGAUAA
Molecule: messenger RNA, 672 nt
Organism: Lachancea nothofagi CBS 11611
Lineage: Eukaryota; Fungi; Ascomycota; Saccharomycetes; Saccharomycetales; Saccharomycetaceae
Source: the annotation of a GenBank genome assembly